AUGACGAAGAAGACGGGGAAUGCCCCCAAGUCAAGCGUAGAACCAGCAGAUCCAUCACGGCUGCGCUCUCUCAUGCGACAAGUACCACAUUCGGUUGUGGUCAUCACAGCAAACUUCUGGGAUGCCAUACAAUACAAAAUCAUAAGUCAAGGCAUGACUGUCUCGUCAUUCAAUACUGUUCAGAUGGAACCCAAGCCUAUGAUAAGCUUCAACGUUCGCCUUCCCUCGAAGACCUAUACCGCUAUAACAAAACCGAAUACUGAGAACCAAUUCAAAGUCCACAUACUGAAGAAUGACUCCGAUGGAGCGCGUAUUGCUGACUCAUUUACAAGAGGUAACGAUCAGCAUCCAUUCGAUCUUCUGGAAGAAGCUGGCGUGUCCGUCGAGCAUGCUUCGGGGAACAUCCCGGAAAUCAACCACGAGUCUGUCAUUGCUGUUCUGUCGUGUUCACUGCUGCCUAGCAAACAGAUCAAGCUCGACAACCACCUGGUACUUGUUGCAGAAGUAAAAUCUAUUCGGCAACGAGACGUUGAUCAAAUGGGGCUGAUAUACGUAAAUCGCGCGUAUGCGGUC
Messenger RNA from Mytilinidion resinicola, 573 nucleotides. RefSeq lists its product as uncharacterized. NCBI's taxonomy places the organism in Eukaryota, Fungi, Ascomycota, Dothideomycetes, Mytilinidiales, Mytilinidiaceae. The transcript has a single exon. The annotation marks the transcript as partial. Gene Ontology annotation, molecular function: riboflavin reductase (NADPH) activity; FMN binding. The record is from RefSeq and is a predicted model, not a curated record.